GCGCCGGUGGAAUGGCGUGAGGGGCGCUCGGCGAGCAGUGAGUGAGUGCAGGCUGGUCGCGGUCCGCAGGUACUCUUUAACAGCCUUUAGGGACUAAGAUGUGUGGGAUUUGUAUUGGCAAAACAAUUGUUUAUCAAUCUGGCACUCAACCGUUGUACAGCCAUCAACCCAAACCAGUUUUGAACAAAAAUUGGGCGAGCAUUCAGGAUGACUCGAUGAAACCUGAAGGCCUGGAAACGUGAAAACAACUUUAGUUCAAUUUGUUCCUUUGUGUGAAGUGUUAAGGAGAAGAUGGAUCAGAACAACAGUUUGCCCUCUUUCCAGGGCCUUGCAUCCCCUCAGGGAGCAAUGACUCCUGGAAUACCCAUCUUCAGUCCUAUGAUGCCAUAUGGAACUGGUUUGACUCCACAACCUGUACAAACAACCAACAGUUUGUCGAUUCUUGAAGAACAACAAAGACAGCAGCAACAGCAGGCUCAGCAGUCCACAUCCCAGCAAGGCACUCAGGGGUCAGGCCAAACCCCACAAUUGUUUCACUCACAGACUCUAACUACAGCACCUCUACCGGGCAAUACACCUCUUUAUCCUUCCCCAAUGACCCCCAUGACUCCUAUCACCCCGGCCACUCCUGCUUCAGAAAGCUCUGGGAUUGUACCUCAGUUGCAAAAUAUUGUGUCCACAGUGAAUCUUGGCUGCAAACUGGACUUAAAAACAAUUGCACUUAGAGCUCGAAAUGCUGAAUAUAAUCCAAAGCGUUUUGCUGCUGUAAUUAUGAGGAUAAGAGAACCACGUACGACGGCGCUUAUAUUUAGCUCAGGUAAAAUGGUUUGCACAGGAGCCAAGAGUGAAGAACAGUCCCGGUUAGCAGCAAGAAAGUAUGCUCGAGUUGUACAGAAAUUAGGAUUCCCUGCAAAGUUUUUAGAUUUUAAAAUACAAAAUAUGGUGGGGAGCUGCGAUGUAAAGUUCCCAAUCCGAUUAGAGGGACUGGUACUUACACAUCAACAGUUUAGCAGCUAUGAACCAGAGUUAUUUCCAGGUCUUAUUUACAGAAUGAUCAAGCCAAGAAUUGUUCUACUGAUUUUUGUGUCUGGAAAGGUGGUAUUGACAGGUGCUAAAGUUCGAGCAGAGAUAUAUGAAGCUUUUGAAAAUAUAUACCCUAUCCUUAAAGGCUUUAGAAAGACAACAUAACAGCUGCUUUUGAGAUUUUAACUUUUUGUAUGUGUUUUGCAACAUAGAAGCCUGUCUACCUGGCUUGGAAUACCGUUAUCCGAAGAGAUGGACUCUGGUUACAUAUGGUGUUCUACUAUCUUCAGUAUGUUCCUGCCACUCUUUCAUAUUUUAUUUAAUUGCCAAAUGGUAAGGAGAAUGCAGAUUUUAUGUGACAGGUUUGUUUUAUAGUUUUUAUGGGAUGUCUAAUACUGCAUUUUAUUCAGUUUCGACACAUGUAACUUACAGAAUCUAAGUAUUUUUUUUUUUUUUAGAGUUCUAUUUUAUUUUUUUUUUAUUUUUUUUAACCUUGCAUCUCUAGGAAGGAGCCCAGCACUUGUAAAUAUGCCACAUGUGGCUCAUAUUCUUCCCCUAUGUGUUUCCUUGGUACUGUUAGUCUGCAGUAUUUUAUUGUUCAUUUUAAUGUCUUUUAAUUUCAGUAAAGCCACUUUAAAGCAGUACUCUGCCGGAAAACAUCUUAUCCUUUGGAUAGGGGAUAAGAUGCUUUUUCUGCGGAGUUUAAGCCAUGGUUUGUAAAUUGCUUCAGUUUUUAUGAUUGCAUUAUUGUGCCAGAAACAUUCCUGACUCUCAGUGUUUAGCUGGACAAAAUAAAAUUUUAUUAUUCUCUGAA
Messenger RNA from Hyla sarda, 1837 nucleotides. RefSeq names its product TATA-box binding protein (gene TBP). Lineage: Eukaryota; Metazoa; Chordata; Amphibia; Anura; Hylidae. Gene Ontology annotation, biological process: DNA-templated transcription initiation. The transcript has 9 exons. Gene Ontology annotation, molecular function: RNA polymerase II general transcription initiation factor activity; DNA binding. The coding region runs from base 292 to 1188 and encodes 298 amino acids. The record is from RefSeq and is a predicted model, not a curated record.